AUGUAUAGAGGUUUGGCAGAAGCAAUUUUAAGAGGAGAAACAGAUGUUUCUUCACAAAGAAGACGUGUUAUAUUGCCUUCUUCUUUUACAAGUGGGGCACGAUACAUGAUUCAAAAUUACCAAGAUGCAAUGGCAAUUUGUAAAUGGGCUGGAUACCCUGAGCUUUUUAUCACACUUACAUGUAGUCCAAAAUGGCCAGAGGUUGUUCGUUUUGUAGAAAGUAGAGGUUUAAAACCUGAAGACCGGCUAGAUAUACUUUGUAGGAUAUUCAAAGUCAAGCUAGAUCAGUUGGUAAAAGAUCUCAGACAAAACAAGAUAUUUGGAAAAGUCAAAGCAGUUUUGAAGUUGACAAAGAACAUGAGACUUCAAAGUAUUGACUCGGACAUUGACAAGGAUGAAUUGAAGGCUUUUUCAGAAUGGAUAUCAAGUAGUGGAGAUGGAAUAAUUCGCGGUCUGAAUGAUGGUCAUGCAAUGAUUGAUAUACCUGAUGAUCUUUUGAUAAAGGAUACAGAAGAUUCAGCUGCAUCUAUUGUAAAUACCACGUAUCCUUCUUUCUCAGAGAAUAUUAAUGACCCAUUAUAUUUGCAAGAAAGAGCCAUACUUGCUCCGACUCUUGACAUUGUUGAAUCCAUAAAUAACUAUGUGAGUUCCCUUAAUCGAACUGAGGAAAAUACAUAUUUAAGUUCUGAUGCAACUUGUAGAUCUGAUUCGAACAUUGAUCUUAUAGGAGAUCUUCAUACACUUGAAUUUUUGAAUGCUAUAAAAUGCUCUGGGAUGCCUAAUCAUCAGUUGAAAUUGAAGGUCGAUGUCCCCCGUUAUGCUAUUAAGAAAUGUCAAUCAUUCUUUGGGGUUGUGCAAUGGGACUAG
Messenger RNA from Ziziphus jujuba (common jujube), 867 nucleotides. RefSeq lists its product as uncharacterized. The record is from RefSeq and is a predicted model, not a curated record. Gene Ontology annotation, molecular function: DNA helicase activity. Lineage: Eukaryota; Viridiplantae; Streptophyta; Magnoliopsida; Rosales; Rhamnaceae. The transcript has 2 exons. The coding region runs from base 1 to 867 and encodes 288 amino acids. Gene Ontology annotation, biological process: telomere maintenance; DNA repair.